Molecule: messenger RNA, 941 nt
Organism: Plutella xylostella (diamondback moth)
Lineage: Eukaryota; Metazoa; Arthropoda; Insecta; Lepidoptera; Plutellidae
Source: RefSeq, a predicted model, not a curated record
AUGCGUGGUAAGAGGCCGGGGGGUUUCUGUGGGGGCGUGAUACUCACACAACACCACGUGCUCACCGCUGCGCACUGCUUAUUUCGAAAAAUCAAUGACACUACAGCUGUUACUGGCACUACCAUCUUGAGGGCAUCUGAAGUUGUCAUUCGCGUCGGAUCCACCUACAAUGAUCGCGGAGGCUCAGAGCAUGCGACGUCCAAGACCGUGGUCCACGAGGACUACAAAUAUUUGAUCAGUUACGACAACGACAUGGCAGUGUUGGUGCUGUCGGACAGUAUAAGCAACUACCGGAGCAGCUCGGUGCAGCCAGCCGCCAUCCCCCCGGGGGGGUAUGUGGUCCCGGACAACGCGUCUGUGGUAGCUGUCGGGUGGGGACAGACUGAUACGAACUGCAGCAAGUCAAGCCCCCUCGGCCUGCGGCACGUGGGGCUGCGCACGGUGGACCGAGACACCUGCGCCGCGCGGUGGGGGCAGGAGGUCCCAGAACUCCCAGACUCCAUGCUCUGCGCGGGGCUGCUUGGUGUUGGAGGAGCUAGUACUUGCAAGGGUGACUCAGGUGGUCCCUUGGUGUACAACGGGGUGGUGGUUGGGGUGACCUCAUUUGGGAAGGCAUGCGACACUUACUUCUACCCUGAUGUGUCUACGCGCGUCUCUAGCUACACCGACUGGAUCAACAACACUGUAAGUCAAAACCAGGUUGUGGUUGUGCACAAGAACAGUCACAACACCGCUGUGGCAGCUGACGUCACCAGUUUGAUGCUACUCGCCUUCGCAACGUCAAUUUGGAUUAUGUAUUCCGAAUUCUCAUUAUUUUUUUAAGUAGGAGUACGUACCGAUGAUAGUUUUAGUGUCUAAAAGAGGAUGGGAGGUUUAGGACAUGUCCAAUAAAGAUGAGUCAUACAUCAUACAUCGUUGGAUAGCUCUUUUCAAGUGAUCGA